This is a messenger RNA of Limulus polyphemus (Atlantic horseshoe crab), 1155 nucleotides long. Its product is annotated as SPRY domain-containing protein 3-like. The record is from RefSeq and is a predicted model, not a curated record. Gene Ontology annotation, molecular function: protein binding. Lineage: Eukaryota; Metazoa; Arthropoda; Merostomata; Xiphosura; Limulidae. The annotation marks the transcript as partial. The transcript is spliced from 9 exons.
UACAGUUAGUGUUGGUGCGACGAAUUGAUAAGGUCUAGCAAAACCGUGUUUCAAAAUGUACUUUGAGUUUGAGAACGCAAGGAAAUAGCCUAUUAAAGAGUAGUUUGAACAGAGUAUAAAUUACAGACGGUACCAGUACCGUAUCAAAUGCAGGGUUGGGAAACAGAUCCCAUCCCUUUCAUGAAAAAGCACCUGUCCUCAUCAUUGGAAAAAAUGGAUGGUGCUCUUCAUCGGCAGCUCUCGCGGAUUUACCGUAGGGACUUGAGAGAGAGACCACAAGAAGCCACACAAAGGCAUAUUAGAUAUGAAAGGAUUUCUAUUGAUGGGGAUUUACUUAGUUAUGCACCUGAUGAAACCGACCAAGUUGGUGUCUAUGUUGCUGCUGAACCUCUUAGCCCAGACAAUAGCUACUUUGAGGUGGAGAUCCUUGACAUGGGUGUUGGUAGUAGCAUAUCUGUAGGAUUAGUCACGUCUCGUCACUCUCUCCACCAACAUCCUGGUUGCGCAAUACAAUCUGUAGGUUAUCAUACUGGACGUGGUAGAUUGAUUAAAGGUGCAUCUAAGAGGUCUUUAGGUCUUCCUAAAUGUGAAACUGGUGACAAAAUUGGGUGUGGUAUCAAAUUUGAAAAGUCUUCAGUUCAAGAGAGACGACAAGUGGUGACUGUUUUCUUUACUAGAAAUGGGAAAGAGGUUAACUCCACAUCAGCUCCAUGGCCAUUUUCAGGUCUUUAUCCAGCUGUGGGUGUGAGUUCAUUGGGAGAGGAGGUUAGGAUAAGUCUCUGUUCAACGUGGACGGCUGAAGAGGAUAUUUUCAUGUGUAUUGAUAGUAAUGAAGACGAAUGGGCUCGGCUACACGACAUUCAACUUAAUGGUUCAGUCCUAGAAUAUGCUGGUAGAGGUAAAAGUAUAAUUGAUGUAGGAUUGGCACAAGCAAGAAGCCCACUUGACACCACCAGUCAUUACUUUGAGAUUGAAAUAGUAGAACCUGGUGAAAACUGUUACAUUGCCAUAGGUCUUGCAAGAAGGGAUUAUCCCAGGCGAAGGCACCCAGGAUGGAAUAAAGGAUCCAUAGCUUACCAUGCAGAUGAUGGAAAGAUUUUUGUUGGUAGUGGAGUUGGUGAUCCUUUUGGGCCCCGAUGUCACAAAGGUAGAGAU